AAUUCAGGAAAAGGCGCACGCUAGGCGCUCCAAACGCGAAAAUAAGACGCGUAUUACGCUAAAAUUUCCAACUUUUUACCGAUAGGAAGAAAGUUCACACAAGGGAUUAAACAGGAUUAUUUUAAUCUUAUUAUACUACAUAAUAAUUUGUAUUAUAGAUACUUGUUAGUGAGACAGUGUCAGGAGCCUUUCUUGUGAUUGAUAACUUUUGAACAUUCUUAUUGAGAACUUUUGAAAAAGUUCAGAUAAAAGACUAAAAAGUGUUAUUAAGUGGUGUUAGAAAUAUUUUUUGAACUGUUUUUUUUUAACUUGUGAUAGUGUUGUUGUUAAAAGUGUUGAAACUAGAAGGAACUUUCUGUUUAGAAAUUAAGAACCUAUAUAUUUCAUUAUUUUUUCAAAGUGAAAACAACGUAAAGGAUGUCUAGGAGCAAGACUAAGUUUAUUCGUUUUUGUAACUGAUCCCAUUAAUGAGAAAAAUGUAUCGUUACCAUCAAACAGUCAUCACAAGCACAACCAACAAAAACAAAGUACUGAAACUAAAAUUCACGAAAAUAAAAAUAUAUAUUCACGAUACAAUAAGAAAUUUAACUGUCAUCCACAAAAGGUAUUAAAGGAAGACUUAGAUUAUUAGAGAAUAUAAGAAAGAAAUGACUCAGAGUAAUUAAAAAAAAUCACAUAUCAACAAAGAACAAACUUGAACAUGAGUGACGACACAGACUUACUAGAAGUGUUUAACUACUCAAACGAGUCAUACGAUUACUCUUGCCUGGCAACGCAAACUGAACAGAUCAAUUUCUUCCGAUUCGUUACCAACGGAAUCUUCCUGAACUUUAUCGGAUGUUUUGGAAUUUUGGGCAACCUGAUAUCGAUGAUCAUUCUAUCCAGGCCGCAGAUGAGGUGCAGCAUCAACUAUCUGCUGAUCGGUCUUGCCAGAAUUGACACGGUGCUGAUUAUAACGAGCGUGUUGCUGUUUGGUCUGCCUGGGAUUUAUCCAUAUAGCGGAUCGCUGUUUAAUUACUACUUUAAAGUGUAUCCGCACAUAGCUCCAGUAGUCUACCCCUUAGCCACAGUAAUGCAAACUGCAUCAGUAUACUUAACCAUGACAGUAUCCCUAGAACGCUACGUGGCAGUAUGUCAUCCCUUAAGGGCCAGAUCCCUCUGCACUUACGGCAGAGCCCGCAUCUACGUCAUCGGGAUUGUUGUCUUCUCCACCAUAUACAACAUCCCCAGACUGUGGGAGGGCAAAAUUAAGGCGGAAUGGUCGGAGGAGUACAAUACCACGGUUUACUGUCCCAUGCAGUCGAAUUUUAGAGAUAACAAGUACUACCAGACGGUGUAUAUUCACUGGUUGUACUUGAUCUGCAUGUAUUUGGUGCCGUUUCUGUCUUUGGCGAUACUGAAUGGUGCCAUUUAUAGACAGGUUCUGAAAGCCAACAGAGAACGCCAAAGACUCUCUCGGUUACAACAACGGGAAAUCGGUCUGGCAACCAUGCUAAUGUGCGUAGUCGCCGUAUUUUUCGUGUGCAACCUGCUGCCCAUGGUGAUCAACAUCGUGGAAACGUUUAACCUGCCCACCGAGGAUAUCUUUAACGUCAACAUGAUGAUCAACCUGAGCAAUCUGCUUGUGACGAUAAACAGUAGCGUGAACUUUGUAAUCUAUGUGAUAUUCGGCGAAAAGUUUCAGAGAUUGUUUCUGGUGUUGUUCUGUCACAAUUCGUUGUUUUUUCCGGGGCGCGACUCACCAGAUGGCGUCACGCACGAAGACAGUUUUGUCUCCAACGGGGAUAGAAGCUUUAGACUGCAUCGCCAGAGCACAAGUGUGAGUAGAACCAGUGGCAGUAGAAAUAGCAGAAUGAAUGGUUCAGUUAAUGGCAGCAGAAAGUUCGGAAAAACCCCUAGUCCUGGUCCCUGCGUCUACUAUCCCGCUUCGAGGAACUCCAAAGAAAUCUCGCCGUUCACGGGCCAAUCCACCAUAAACGUGCCCGAUUGACGAUCGCUCACCGCGAACGUGUGAACCCAGGCUUUAAAAUGAAUACAGCUUUAGCUUCACACUUUGAAUAUAGAGAUUAAGGAAGGAGCAUAUGACUAAAAAUCUUAUGACUGAUUAUGGCUAAUUUAAAUUCCGGUUUUUCAAGGCCGUUCUAAUUUUAUUAAAUAUAGAUAGUAAGAAAAAUACCAAAUACGCUACUGUAACACCUAAGUCAAUUUGACGUAUCCUAAUUAUUUUUG
Sitophilus oryzae (rice weevil) is the source of this 2229-nucleotide messenger RNA. It is a transcript of the gene FMRFaR, whose product is annotated as FMRFamide receptor. Gene Ontology annotation, cellular component: membrane. The record is from RefSeq and is a predicted model, not a curated record. Gene Ontology annotation, biological process: G protein-coupled receptor signaling pathway. NCBI's taxonomy places the organism in Eukaryota, Metazoa, Arthropoda, Insecta, Coleoptera, Curculionidae. Bases 701 to 1990 code for a protein of 429 amino acids. The transcript is spliced from 7 exons. Gene Ontology annotation, molecular function: G protein-coupled receptor activity.